AUGGCCGAAUCCAAAGAAACAGACAAGGACAAAGUUGCCCCAGAUAAUGACGUGUCCAAAGCCCAUUCUCCUGCGAAGAGCAAACCCAAUGCGACCAAUUCUGAGGCGCCUGCAAAGCCACCAAAAAAGCGUAGAAAAGUAAACCAUGCAUGCAUCUACUGCAGACGUUCGCACAUGACCUGUGAUCUCGAGCGACCAUGCACACGCUGUGUAAAACGAAAUAUUGGACACCUCUGUCACGACGAGCCGCGUGAAGGUGUUAAGAAGUCCAAGUCUGAGCCAGAGAAUGGUGAUGGACAGAGUCAGCCCACUCAGGUCGAGUCAACUCCCUCCGAUGCCGCAUCAACGGCCGCUCCACCAGUUCCGGAUGCAGGGCUUAACCUGGCCACGCAUCCAGUACCUCCUAAUAGGGAUGCCAGCACAACAUCAGGUACCCGAAACGACUCCGUAUCCGCGCCACAAUUGCCUGCUUUGACGGCUGGUAGUCAGCCUUUUUUGGGUUACGAUGGUUUGCUCUCAUCUCAGAACAGCCUUCAGGACAUGCAAUUCCACCCGUCAUAUAUGUUCAAUACCUCAGAAGUUAGCAAUGAGUAUAACCUGCUCAACGACUUCCUCAACAACAGUCUCAUGGAUGACGGUGCAUUCUAUGGAGGCAAUGACUUCCACAGUCUCUUCACCGAUGCCUCACUCAUGAACCAGAUGGACUCUCUGAAUGGCAAUUCUGCCUACAGUGCAAGCACAUCAAGACCGCCUCAAUUACUUCCACCUCCCGCGCAGAAUGCCGCCGGUAAUGCUACAUCACGACAAGCAGCUGGGGUUCCCAUCGACAAGGCCAGAGAAAGAUACCUUGUCACAGCCGCCGACCCUGCUGGAAACGACAGUCCUGAAGAGCGCAUGAACAAACUACUCAAAGCGAAAGUCGACGCAGGGCUCCUAAAACCUUUCAACUACGUCAAGGGGUAUGCCAGAUUAAACCAGUAUAUGGAACAAAACCUGCAGCAGGCAUCUCGCAUCCGCGUACUUCGCCAACUGGAUCGCUUCCGGCCCAAGUUCCGCGAGCGAAUGCAGAGCCUGACGGACGUCGAUCUAGUACGCAUUGAGAUGUGGUUCGACAAGAGCUUAAUGGAGUACGAUCGCGUCUUUGCUAGCAUGGCGAUACCUGCGUGCUGCUGGAGAAGAACAGGCGAGAUAUAUCGCGGCAACAAGGAAAUGGCGCGGCUCAUCCACGUACCGAUGUCGAAGUUGCGAGACGGUAAUAUUGCUCUGCACGAGAUCAUUGCCGAACCAUCGCUGGUAUCGUAUUGGGAGAAGUUUGGCGCCAUCGCAUUCGAUCAUACGCAGAAAGCUAUUCUGACGAGUUGCUCCCUGAAGAAUCCAGAUCCACAUUCCAAGGAUCCAGAGAUACGGUGCUGCUUUUCGUUUACGGUGAAGCGAGAUGCUUGGAAUAUUUACCUUCGAGAAUGGCAGGUCGCGACUUCACUUUCCAUACGUCACCCUCCACCUGUCUCUUCUCCACCUCUUUCAUGCAAGAUGUCUCGCGCGCAAUCAGCAACAAAGUUAGAGCGCGAAAAGAAGUUGAAGGCGGUUCUGACAUUCGCGUCAACUCUCAGCGAACGCAUCGAAACUGGUAACAAUGACGCGACGCUCACCAGUGAACUCCAAACGCAGAUGCGCGGCCUCCCUCUCCAAACCUCAUCCGCCCUCACCGCGAAGCAAGAUGAACUCGAUAAACUAGGAACUGAGCUCUGGAACCAAGCUACACGCUUACGCCGCAAAGACGAAUCUGACAUCGAUGCACAACCCGAAGAUGCGACAGCGCACAAGUCUCACACCCUGACUUUUCUGCGUGCUUACGCGUUCAUGCUGCUCGAUUCAGCUGGCGGCCGGGGUCCGAAGGGGCGGCAAAGGAAGAACUGUAUUCGACUGAUCAAGGUUGCCUUGAAGGCGGCCAGAGUAUGCAUUGAGGGGAAUGAACUGGGCGUUGCAACAAAAGUUCUUGAACGCGCCGCCGAUUACGAAGAAAUUUUGGGUAAGCGGGACGAAGGUGGAGACGAGAGGGACGGGGAGCUUGUAGAUGGAUUCAGGGCGCAGUAUUUUGCUGUGCGUACAACUUUGGCAUGGCGUAGUGGUCGUCUGGACAUGGCAGAGCACAUGUUUAGGAAGUGUAAAGAGUUUGGGAAAAGCUUCAACGCUACCACGACUGAGCAGCUUGCUGAUCUACUAUAUGAGAUCGGAAAAGCCGCCCUGGCGAAGCGCGAUUGCGAGAUUGCCGCGAGGUGGUUAGAACGCGCUUUUGAUGUCCUUGGAGAGCAAGAUCUGGACAUGCUCAGCCCCGAGAUUGGUGAGCUGAGACUUAGCAUCAUGCAGGGCCUUGUCAACGCAUACAUGAAGACCAAGACUAUGGAAACACAAGAGAAGGCAUGGCAAAUGAUGAGGUUGAUGGAAACCGACUUUGGAGACAAAAUGAUGGUUUCCUUGCUGAAAAUCGAACUCUUAUCCGAAGCUCAAACUUUCGACCCAACCGAGUUCUACAACGUCCUUUUGCGUAUGAUACGCACCGUUGUGUUGAAUGACACAAAUUUCAAGACCAUCAUGCAUCACAUACACAAGCUGAAAGAUCACAGCAGCACCACCGCCUGCAAAGCACUCGAGGAUUUAAUCGACGUUCGGCUCUUUCGAGAAGAAAACCAAUCUUGGAUCGAAAAAGCUGUCAUCACACGUAUCUGGAUUGGAACAAACAACAGUCUCGCUGACAACAGUCUCGCUGACAAUACGCUCGAGCAGCUCCAGGAGCUCUUCGAUACCGUCGACCAGAACUCGAAGAUUCGCCUUUCUGCUCCUGCUACACAUGCUGCGCAGACUUUGUUGUGGAAGAAAGUAGGGGCCGCAAUUAGCCAGGAGCAAUAUCAUGUGGCUGAGGCGUGGUGUCGGAUGUGCCUCCAUGCUAUCUUCGAGAGAGCUGGGGUCCAGAAUAAAGCGAAAGUUGCGAGAAAGAUUAUACAGUGUGCACUGGCGACGCGCGACUAUGAAGGCGCGAGGGAAGUGCAUAAAAAGAUGCCAGAGAGUGGCAAGGAUGACCCUGUGACGAGGUAUUUGCUGUAUAAGGCUGGUCUCCGAGGCGGGGAUGAAGACUUUGCGGCUGAAUGUCUCGAUCACGUUUGUCGGACUUCUGCGAAAGAUGCUACUCUGCUUUAUGCUUGUGUUAUGGAGGCUCAAAGUGCGGGGAACAAGAGGCAGGCCAUUAGUGCUCUGGAGAAGGUGCUUGAAAAGUACGAGCAUAAUGCGCUGGCAGAGAUCAAUCUUCCUGCGCUAUUGCGGUCUGCCACUCGUAUGCUAGAGUCUGAACUUAUCAAGGACGGCAAGAUUGACACCGGUGUUUUGAGACAGAUUUGCAAUAUCUUCGAAGGAGCAUGCCUUCAAGCUAAAGCGUCCCGUACGAGGCCGAGCACACCGGCUAAAGAACUAUUUACAGCCGUGGAAUUUGAGUGGCUCUCCAAGAAUGCUUAUAACAUAUCGCUCAAGUACUGUGUGGAGAUGCCACCAGGGUCUCUGGUCAGGUUGCUGAGCUGCUGUAUCGAGUUCAUCAAACUGCUCAAGGGGAAGACCCAACCAGAGGCAGACGGUGACCUCUGCCUCCGACUAGUGUUCUGCGAAUUCCUCUCUGCAUGCACCUACACCACUCUGGCACGCGCAGAGGAUAACACUGAGCAGAGCAUUCAUUACUACCUAGAAACCCGCAAACACAGUCAAGAAUUUCGACAAGCUGCAGCAGAAGGUAUAGACAAACUCAGUGGACCUUCUCAAGCCGAAAUUAUUUCCAAACACCUCCAAGUUGUCAAGUUGGAGCUUGAAGCUGUGCUCAAGCUUCAAAGAUGGGAUGAACUCGACAAGCUUUUCGACCAAUGUUGGAAGUACAAGAGUCCAGACCACUACGAAACGUUGGCAGAUCUUGUCCUGGUUACACACGGGUGCAUCCUGAAAGCGGGCGUAGACAAGAAGUACCAGACAAAAGUACUGUCUGUUCUUGAGAAGAUCAUCAAUUUGACGUGCCGACAACCAAACCGGGACAUAACGAAGCUGGCUCGUUGGCUCCGGUGCCUGUUCAAUAUUUCACUUGAGCAUGACGAGAAGGCCAGUCUCAAGUGCAUUGAGCAAGUUACGCACAUGGCAGCGAAGCAGCAAAACACCGUCCAUUCUAUCACUGCAAAAGUUGGACUGCACACACCACCGCUAUCAUCUGACCCUGCGAAGAAUGCAGACGCUGCAGACCCGGCUGAUGAUUACAUCAAGGAACUCGAGCGCUACCCCAAGACAGAGCUCGAAUGGCUUGCAUGCACCCUCUUCAAUCGUGCGGUGGACUAUUAUUUGCAGGAGAACGACGAUGCGACAAGAAAAUGGGCAAAUCAGGCGUUCCUUGUAGCACAGUGCAUUGAUGAUGGCGGUGCGACAAGGAAUAACUUGAUGAAUCGGUUUGCAAGGCUGAAGUUUGGAGACGCGAUGAGGUUCUUCUCAAGGCUGCAUGUAUGUGCGGCUCUAGCUAUUCUUAUGAUCUUGUACUUCACCUGGGUUCACUCUGCCGACUUCGAAGACACCGUCCACACCGUCUGGCGCGGUAGCGCGCAUCGCAUUGUAGUAUUUGGUAAUGAUUGGUCCGACACUGGAAGCUACCGCGUCUCGUCGCCUGUAUUGUCUGCGGUCGUUGCCCGCGAUGCUGACCGAGGCGAUUUGUGGGUAGAGACUUUAUGCAAAGAGCUCGCGUGUGAUACCAUUGACAACUUCGCGCACUCCAAGCCGGCUGCCGCUGCACAUAUCGGAUCGUUGGUUGACGCAGAUGUUCACUCGGAAGCGAAAGGCGCCGGGAGUAACGAGACCACCGUAACUCCGUUCGACUUCAAGACACAGGUGGAACAGUACAUCACCUACGACAAAGGACGCCGAGUUAUCCCGCAAAGUCUGCGAAAAGGGGACGAGUGGACUUUCUUCACUGUUUUCUUCGGCUUGUGGGAUCUUUUGGAGUACUCUACACUGGAAAAGGCUGCUGCCAUGUCUGCUGUGGACAAGAGCAUUGCAUCGCUGUUUCUGAAUCUUGAUGUACUCGCCGAACAUACUGCAAAUCCGCCGAAAGUCGUCAUGCCGAAGAUGAUCGACGCUAGCUUCCUACCUCAGUUCCAGCUGCAGAAGAGAGCGAUGCGGGAAGCCGACUUUGCGGUGACUCAGCACCGAAUGGUGUUUUUGUGGUCAUAUUGGGAUACUGUUUUGGUUCGGACUGCAUCCCAGUGGAACAAAGGUGCUGUCUACAUGCCUGGGCCGAAUGAUUUGAUCAUGGAGGAAGUUCGCGCCAAACAGCUACACUCGAGACAGAUCUCAGAUGCAGCUGGUGUCGGUAAACAAGCCCCUCUUUUCGAACAGAUUGAACAACCAUGUCUCGUGCCGCAACGAAGUGGUGCAUCGGAUCUACAAACAUCCGACGUGCAGAAGUGCUCCGUUCCAGCCGCACACUUAUUCUGGGAUAACGUCCAACUCAGCGGUCCUGCCCAUGAGCUAAUCGGAAAGCAAGCCGCUAGCCUCGUACGGGGAAAUCAAACUGUCAAUGAGCGCGAGAUGCAAAGCUCCGACAACAACGAAAAACCUAAGGAACAAGAGGGACAGAACUUCAACCUGAAAUUCCCUCCAGGUUUCUAG
Molecule: messenger RNA, 5682 nt
Organism: Alternaria burnsii
Lineage: Eukaryota; Fungi; Ascomycota; Dothideomycetes; Pleosporales; Pleosporaceae
Product: spo22-domain-containing protein
Exons: 18
Coding region: 1-5682 (1893 amino acids)
Biological process (GO): regulation of synaptonemal complex assembly; regulation of DNA-templated transcription; meiotic cell cycle
Molecular function (GO): DNA-binding transcription factor activity, RNA polymerase II-specific; zinc ion binding; protein binding
Source: RefSeq, a predicted model, not a curated record